CCGAGUGUGAGAACUAAGGACAUCGGCGAUGCUGGCGACUCUGGAACUGGACUACUUCAGGGCGGUGUCCCUCUACCGUCGCCGCUCCUACGAGCGCUGUGCCGAGCUGUGCAACGCACUCCUGCAGGCCGGUCACGAUGGCCAUGUCCAACUGUUCACCACCAAGGAGGAGGAGGAGGAGCACCAGCAGCAGCCGCAAAAGCAGCAGCAGCAGAAGCAGCAGGCGGAGCACAGCAGAUUCGGUAGCAAUUUGCAACGCAUUGGCCCUAGGCCAAGGGGAGCAGCUGGAGGAGGAGCCGGGGCAGCCGACGCUGGGCCGUCCAUCACGAUGCCCACUUGGCUGAUGGAGGGCGUGUGGCAAUUAAAGAUGCGCGCUCUGACGCAGCGCGUGUACGUGGACGACCUGGACGAGGACGAUGUCGGGAACGAGGCCAACGAGGAGGUGGAGUUCGAGCGCAUUGCCACUGCUGCUCGACCAGGAAGCAGCAUAAAGACCGCUUUCCAGCCACGCCCCCUUACCAGUCAGAGGGCGCAGCAGGCGAGGAGCAGGGGUUCCGGAGUGGCCCACUCCAGUGAUGGCCGCCUAAACAGUUCCCGGCCAGGAUCGGCGGCAGUGGCUCGUCCUGGAACGAGUCUCAGUCGACCCGGCUCCUCGCUGGGAUCUCGUUGCGGAACCGCCUCCAGGAUUCGAGCCACCUCGGCAGCGGCUUUCAACGUAGGUGAUGCCACUUCGAAACUCUACCAAGCGUCCCGCCUUAAUCCCACCAUAUACGCCGAACGGGAAACGCUGGUGAAGGCCCUGUUCCAGUUCCUCUACUACCACGAGGCGGAUGUGCAAAAGGCCCACUCCCUGUGUCAGGCGGUGCUGGAAGUGGAGCGCCAGAAGCCUAGUGGAUCCACUGGAUGCACCUUGUCCUGGUGGUGGCAACAGCAGAUGGGCCGCUGUCUCCUUGCCCUGCAUUAUCCUCGCAGAGCGGAGCCCUUUCUUCAGCAAUCCCUGGCCAGCUUUCCCCAUCCGGACACCUAUCUACUCCUCUCCAGAGUAUACCAAAGGAUAAAGCAGCCCGAGCGGGCUUUAUCCGUGAUCGGCGAAGUGGUGGACUCGCGUCCCUUUGACAUCACCUACCGGCUGGAGCAGGCGAGAAUCCACCAGGCCAUGGAGCAGCAGGAGGACGCACUGCAGCUCUACAGACUAGUGGCCAAACUGCAUCCAAUCAAUGUGGAAUCUCUGGCCAGCAUUGCCGUGGGCUACUUCUACGACAACAAUCCGGAAAUGGCGUUGAUGUACUACCGGAGGAUUCUGUCCUUGGGCGCCCAGUCCCCUGAGCUCUACUGCAACAUAGCGCUGUGUUGCCUGUAUGGUGGGCAAAUCGACUUGGUUCUGCCGUGUUUCCAAAGAGCUUUGGCCAUGGCUACCCAACCCGGUCAAAAAUCAGACAUCUGGUAUAAUCUCAGCUUUGUGGCGGUGACUUCUGGUGACUUCAACCUGGCCAAGAGAUGCCUCCAACUGUGUCUCACAUCAGAUGCCCAGAAUGGAGCUGCACUCAAUAACCUGGCUGUGUUGGCUGCUCAGUCGGGAGACAUUUUGGGGGCCAAGUCCUAUCUGAAUGCAGCCAAGGAUGUGAUGCCCGAUGCCUCGGAGGUAACCACCAACCUGCAAUUCAUGGAUGUGCACUACAAGCUAUAAAAGCUUAACUAACU
Molecule: messenger RNA, 1701 nt
Organism: Drosophila santomea
Lineage: Eukaryota; Metazoa; Arthropoda; Insecta; Diptera; Drosophilidae
Gene: BBS8
Product: tetratricopeptide repeat protein 8
Exons: 4
Coding region: 29-1687 (552 amino acids)
Biological process (GO): non-motile cilium assembly
Cellular component (GO): ciliary basal body; BBSome; non-motile cilium
Molecular function (GO): protein binding
Source: RefSeq, a predicted model, not a curated record